Molecule: messenger RNA, 706 nt
Organism: Perognathus longimembris pacificus (Pacific pocket mouse)
Lineage: Eukaryota; Metazoa; Chordata; Mammalia; Rodentia; Heteromyidae
Gene: Lyz
Product: lysozyme
Exons: 4
Coding region: 121-567 (148 amino acids)
Biological process (GO): defense response to Gram-positive bacterium; defense response to Gram-negative bacterium
Molecular function (GO): lysozyme activity
Source: RefSeq, a predicted model, not a curated record
ACACAGCUCAAAAGGUGGAGCUCCCAAAUCACCAUAACAGAAGGAAGUUAAAAGAUGCUUAAAUACUGGGGCCUGCUUAUCCCAGUCAUUCUAGUUGUCUAGCUUUUCAAUUCUGUCAACAUGAAGGCUCUCUUUAUUCUGGGCCUUUUUCUACUUUCUAAUGCUGUCCAGGGAAAGAUUUAUGGAAAAUGUGAGUUAGCCAGAAAGCUAAAGAAACUUGGAAUGGAUGGCUACAAGGGAAUCAGCCUGGCAAACUGGAUGUGUUUGGCCAAAUGGGAGAGCAGUUAUAACACACGAGCUACAAACUACAAUCGUGGAGACAAAAGCACUGACUAUGGGAUAUUUCAGAUCAAUAGCCGCUACUGGUGCAAUAAUGGCAAAACUCCCAAAGCAGUUAAUGCCUGUCACAUAUCCUGCGAUGCUUUGUUGCGAGAUAACAUCUCUCAAGCUGUAGCUUGUGCAAAGAGGGUUGUCAGUGAUCCACAAGGCAUCAGAGCAUGGAUGGCAUGGAGAAGUCAUUGUCAAAACCGAGAUCUCUCUGAGUAUGUUCAUGGCUGUGGUGUGUAACCACAAAAGUUUUCCACUUCAGUUCAUGCCUUCCCUCUUUCACAUUAUAGAAGUAGUUGUUAAAUGAGACGUCAUACUGCUAUUGUUUCCCCUUCAAACAGCAUUUUACAGAAGCAGUAGUAAAAUACAGCCUUCCCAC